AUGACUCCUUGCGUCAAAAAAACACUGCAGCUGGCCAAGCAAAACAGCCCAAGGAAGAUGUCCAACAAAACAAAUUUCAGGCCACAACAGCGGACUGCCAUCUUAUUGCUAAAGUACUCUUCUGUUUCUCUUUGUUCCCUGAAAACACAUGACAGUUAUUUACAGGUAUUUAGUUCUUUGAAUUUCCAGGUGCUCUUUCCUGGAGGUGAAAGUUCUGUUCAAGAAUCCAGAUAUUCUGAGAUUGCAGCCAUCUUUUAUAAUCUUGCGCGACAGGUAAAAGAUAAAGGAAUUCAUUUCCCAGUGUGGGGAACAUGUCUUGGAUUUGAAGAACUAACAGUUCUUACCAGUGGAGAAGAUCUUCUUACUAUCACAAACACUUCCAAUCUUACUCUCCCUUUACAUUUUACAGAUGAUGCUUUUCACAGUCGAAUGUUCAAACACUUUCCGAAAGAUCUAUUGCAAUCAUUGCAAAUCAAACCACUGACAGGAAACUACCACAAUUGGAGCAUUUCUCGGAAGAAUUUUACAAACAAUAAAAAAUUAAGUAAGUUCUACAGAAUCCUGAGUACAAAUAUGGACAGUAAGCAGAAAGAAUUUGUGUCGACCAUGGAAGCUUUCAGAUAUCCUAUUUAUGCAGUACAGUGGCACCCUGAGAGAAGUCCUUAUGAGUGGAAAUUAACUAAGGAAAUCCCACAUUCCUCUGAAGCAAUUAAAGUCUCGUGGUAUUUAGCUGAUUUUUUUGUUAAUGAAGCACGGAAGAAUUUCCAUCAGUUUUCUAACAGGGAGGACGAAGUGAAAGCUUUGAUUUAUAAUUAUUCACCUGUUUACACUGGAGAUAUUUCUAACUUUGAACAGAUUUAUUUAAUUGAUUAG
This is a messenger RNA of Amblyraja radiata (thorny skate), 873 nucleotides long. RefSeq names its product gamma-glutamyl hydrolase-like. The record is from RefSeq and is a predicted model, not a curated record. Gene Ontology annotation, biological process: tetrahydrofolylpolyglutamate metabolic process. Bases 1 to 873 code for a protein of 290 amino acids. NCBI's taxonomy places the organism in Eukaryota, Metazoa, Chordata, Chondrichthyes, Rajiformes, Rajidae. The transcript has 8 exons. Gene Ontology annotation, cellular component: vacuole. Gene Ontology annotation, molecular function: gamma-glutamyl-peptidase activity.